Messenger RNA from Prunus avium (sweet cherry), 791 nucleotides. NCBI's taxonomy places the organism in Eukaryota, Viridiplantae, Streptophyta, Magnoliopsida, Rosales, Rosaceae. The record is from RefSeq and is a predicted model, not a curated record.
AUGGGCCUUGUGACAGCAUUCUACGACACCUAUCACAAGCAGCCCAAGACCGGUCGGGCCGCCACAGGACGCACGGUGGUGGUGCUCGGUGUGCUGUCAAGACGACAAUGGGUGAGAGAAGAAGAUUUGGCCGGGGAGUUGAAACUGCCCCCAAGGAAACUUCGUUCCACUCUGCAGUUUCGAGAGGAAAAACUGGUCGCCAGAGAUCAAAGGGGAGGGACAGCUUACUCCUGUCUGCACUAUGCCCAGAUGUACGACGUUGUUAGGUACAGGCUGCACAGUAUGAAAAAACUGAAAGAUGAGUUGGGCAAGGCCGACAACAAUGUUGAGGAAUAUGUGUGUCCUAACCCUCACUGUAGGAAAAGAUACAGCAGUUUGGAUGCGUUGUACCUGACGUCUAUGGAGAACGAUGGGUCCUGCUUCCACCGUGAAAGUUGUAACGGGGAACUUGUGGUUGCAAGUGACAGCCACGCAAGGCGGCCACGGGGUCAAGAAUUAAAAGACAGGCUUCAGAGGAUGGAGGUACAGAUGAAGCCAGUAACGGAACAACUUGACAGAGUCAAAGACUUGGGUUUUCCUGAAUUGGGAAGCCUCCAAGAUUGGGAAGCGAGUGGAAGGCCAAUGUAUAUAAAGAGUGUUGAAGUUGAAGUUGAAUUUUGUUGGGUUGAAGGACAGGUGGAAGAGGCUCCUAGUUGUCAGAUCCGCGUCAAGUCAAAGCGUGAUGAGGAUCCAGCAGAAGACAAUGUAGACUGGGAGGAAGGUUGGGGACCAAAAGACUUGGAAUGUUGAAG